AAGGCUCCCGCCUCUAUGAGCUGUUGUCAAGGGAACUAGAGGCGCUAACUCUGAGGGUUGCUAACGAAGGUCUCUUGUUUUGGUUUUUAAUGACAUGGCCGAGCUCCACAUCAUUGGACAGAUCGUCGGAGCGAGCGGUUUCCCUCAAAACAGCCUGUUUUGCAAAUGGGGAGUCCAUACGGGAGGAGCAUGGCGUCUCCUCUCCGGAUUAAAAGAAGGUCAGACUCAGGUUGACAUGCCGCAGGCGGGGGACAUGGCGUACUGGAGCCACCCGAUCGAUCUGCACUACGCGACGAGGGGACUCCAAGGCUGGCCCAAGCUUCACCUGCAGGUGUGGCACCAGGACUCUUUCGGACGGUGCCAGCUGUACGGAUACGGGUACUGCCACGUCCCGUCCAGUCCCGGACACCAUCGCAUCAGCUGCGUUACUUGGAGACCGCUCGGGUCGUGGCAGGAGCAGCUAGCUCAGAUGUUCGUCGGCGGUGGUCCUCAGCUCCGCAGCCCGGACCUUAUCUACAGCGGGGCGGACCGGUACAGGCUCAACACUGAAGCCAUGGGGACCGUGGAGCUGGAGCUCGGCUUAAUCAUGAGACACUUCGACAAGUACGGAGUUGACAGUUAGCCGGGGAAUACGUUACGUCAAAGUUAUGCUCAAUUCUGCUCACGUUUUUGUACAUUUUAUA
Molecule: messenger RNA, 683 nt
Organism: Synchiropus splendidus (mandarinfish)
Lineage: Eukaryota; Metazoa; Chordata; Actinopteri; Syngnathiformes; Callionymidae
Gene: b9d2
Product: B9 domain containing 2
Exons: 1
Coding region: 95-622 (175 amino acids)
Biological process (GO): cilium assembly
Cellular component (GO): MKS complex
Source: RefSeq, a predicted model, not a curated record